UGUCUUGCCGCCCGCGUGUCAAGUCUCGCGAGAGUUCACCGGAAGGCGGUUGGGCUGAGGCGCUUUUCUGCGUGUCUGUUCCUCCGGAGGGUCGCUUUGCCGACCUCGCCUUCGCCUCUUUCUCUUGGGAGUCACUCGCCUCCAGGACCGUCAUGUCUCGCUACCUGCGGCCACCGAACACUUCGCUCUUCGUGAGGAACGUGGCUGACGACACCAGGUGUGUGUCUGAAGACUUGCGUCGUGAAUUUGGUCGCUAUGGUCCGAUAGUUGACGUUUAUGUACCUCUGGAUUUCUACACUCGCCGUCCAAGAGGAUUUGCUUACGUUCAAUUUGAAGAUGUCCGUGAUGCUGAAGAUGCCCUUCAUAAUUUGGACCGGAAGUGGAUUUGUGGCCGCCAAAUAGAAAUCCAGUUUGCUCAAGGAGAUCGGAAAACACCAAACCAAAUGAAAGCCAAGGAAGGAAGAAAUGUGUACAGCUCUUCCCGUUAUGACGACUAUGACAGAUACAGGCGUUCUAGAAGCCGCAGUUAUGAAAGGAGGAGGUCAAGAAGCCGUUCUUUUGACUACAGCUAUCGCAGAUCCUAUAGUCCUAGAAACAGUAGACCUGCUGGAAGACGUCGACGUAGCAGAAGUCGUUCAGAUAAUGAUAGGUUCAAACAGCGUAACAGAUCUUUUUCAAGGUCAAAGUCCAAUUCAAGAUCACGAUCUAAGUCACCACCCAAAAAAGAAAUGAAGGCUAAAUCACGUUCUAGAUCUGCAUCUCGCACUAAAUCUAGAGGCACCUCUAAAACGGAUUCUAAGACACAAUAUAAGUCCAGCUCAAGAUAUGAAAAAGAAUCAAGGAAAAAAGAACCAGCUAGAUCCAAAUCUCAGUCGAGAUCGCAUUCUAGAUCUAGAUCAAAAUCCAGAUCCAGGUCAUGGGCUAGUCCCAAGUCCAGUGGCCACUAACAUUGUACCUUGUUUUUUAGGCAUGUACCAUCCAGUUACACAGUUGAGUUAUGAUGUUGCAACAUUGCUUAAAAUAACUUUUUCAGUUAUCCUGGUAGCAGACAGUUACUACUAUUAAAACACAAUAUUGAGAAUCUUAUACAAGAGAGUCCACUUUGUUAAAUGUCACGGGCAGCUACUGAGGUUCUUGUGGUGUUUCUAUGUAUAUUUUUGUAAAAGACUUGCAUUUUUAUGCUUCAAAUAUCAAUGGUACCUUGAUUAUGACCAUAGUUUACAGCUUGUCCUAAUGAUCUCAUCCACAAACAAUAAGUAUUCCAUGUAUAUUUAAUUUCUCUAAUAAUACCUGCAGUACAGCUGGAAAACUGGGCAGUUGUAUAGUGACUGCUGUGAAAUAGAAAUUGAUACUUUCAAGUUUGAGGAGGGGAUUUGCAUUUGCUGUGACUGGUGGUGCCAAAGUGGCUCUUUCCUGGGGCACUGUGAAAGAUGGUACUGAGGUUCUCAUUGAUACCAACGGAAGUGAUGGUUCUGGCAGUGUAACAAAAAGGGGAGAAAUCAAACCAGGAGAGCCUGUUGUGGCUUUUGUCACAAUUCCAGGUGCUUUUUUCUGGCAACUAUGUUAACCCCUAAAAUAUAUUCAGUUAAAUAAUUAGGUAAAUGUGUGUACAUCUGUCUCCAGUUUGGUGUUUCUAGUGAACAGCUGACCUCAGAAUUGCUUAGGGUUACUUGCUGUAUAAGUGCAAAUAAAACAUCUCAGAUUAAUGUGUACAAUAUGUAAGAAUUAAUUUAUGCCAAUGAAUUCAUGGGUAGCUUGUGUAUCCAUAAAUACCAAUUUCUAGUCACCUAUCCCUAAUAAUUAUAACUGAGUUUACAUGUCAGAACCUACAUCAUAGUAGGUCAAGAAAGUCUCUGUUUCUCCAGGGGCUGAUUAUGAUUAUACAUUGUGCUCCAGUUGCAAGAUAGCACAUCUUAAGUGUGUUCACACUGUAUGAAGAAGCGCUGCAUCCUUAACGUCUGAUUUGUUGUAACAAAGUAUCAAAAUGGAAUAUAAAUUGCCAUGGCAUAAUUUCAAAGUAUUCUCUGCAGAGAGUUCUAUGUUGUAUUACAAACCAUAGCUUUUCUGUUGACAUGUGAAAGCCAGUAUCAAACACUUAAAAGGCCCUCUACUUCUGUUUAGUAGGAUAACUGAAUGUUGAUGAACUAUUUUGCUUCUAUAGAAAACUACUCUUAAUUUUACUUGUUUUAACAGGCCAUUCGGUGUAAAGCUGGCUUUUAACAUUCUGGCUGUGGAAUGUGUCUAAGAGGUGGUUCUAGAAUCUUUGUAUAUUUGAUAGUAUUUCUUAACUUUCAUUUAAUGUUAAAAGUUAAUGUUCUGCUAUGCAAUCAUUUAUAUCUGCGUUUCUUUAAUCUUGUAGACUUUUCCCUGAUGUAUAGUUUAAAACAAAGUGUAAAAUGGUAGCAUUGCUGUGCAGCUCUGGUCAGAGGAAAGUUGUGGAAAUAAACUUUGUAUUUCCUUUCUUAUAGAGGCUUCUAAAAGGGUAUUUUUAUAUGUUCUUUUUAAAAUACUGUGUACUACUUUAAAACAUCAAGGAAGACCCAGCUUAUUCUCUGCUGUAAAUUUAGCAAACAUGCUGUAAUAAAAAAAGAUCCGGUGAUUCUUUA
Molecule: messenger RNA, 2606 nt
Organism: Rhineura floridana
Lineage: Eukaryota; Metazoa; Chordata; Lepidosauria; Squamata; Rhineuridae
Gene: SRSF10
Product: serine and arginine rich splicing factor 10
Exons: 6
Coding region: 153-947 (264 amino acids)
Molecular function (GO): RNA binding
Source: RefSeq, a predicted model, not a curated record